Trichophyton benhamiae CBS 112371 is the source of this 489-nucleotide messenger RNA. RefSeq lists its product as uncharacterized. The record is from RefSeq and is a predicted model, not a curated record. The coding region runs from base 1 to 489 and encodes 162 amino acids. Lineage: Eukaryota; Fungi; Ascomycota; Eurotiomycetes; Onygenales; Arthrodermataceae. The transcript has 2 exons.
AUGUAUCCUGUUUUCUGCACCACGAACAUCCCUCCAAAGGUGCUCGAUUGGUUCAUUGAUGAGGCAUACAGAGGGAUACUACUGUCGGAAGAGGACAGUGAUCCUCCAGGCGCACCAUGCAUCAUCCAAACAACUGACCUGAGUUCAAUAACCCACGGUUCUCGCAAGCCUAUGUCUGAUUUUGAGUCUCCGUUCUUGAACUAUACAGACAAUGAGAUUCGGAACUGGAUGGAACAUCAUCCGUGCCCGGGAUUUGCAGAAGCUACCUUUACCAUCCUUGACCAGCUAACCAUUGAUGAGGGCACAUGUCGUGUUGGAUACUGCAGCGGUCUCUCCGAUCCACAGCGUGACACUCGAAUGUUCACUACGAUCCCUUACAAUGAUGUAUCACUCAGAGUUACGAUUGAGUUGGGAGAAAUAUCUUGGUGUGAGAUAGUUGAGGAGACAGAAGGAACAUUUACGCGCAAUGAUCCUGCCGCGGCUAAAUAA